Messenger RNA from Coccomyxa subellipsoidea C-169, 1779 nucleotides. Its product is annotated as Six-hairpin glycosidase. The transcript has 12 exons. The record is from RefSeq and is a predicted model, not a curated record. The coding region runs from base 1 to 1779 and encodes 592 amino acids. NCBI's taxonomy places the organism in Eukaryota, Viridiplantae, Chlorophyta, Trebouxiophyceae, Coccomyxaceae. Gene Ontology annotation, biological process: carbohydrate metabolic process. Gene Ontology annotation, molecular function: hydrolase activity, hydrolyzing O-glycosyl compounds.
AUGUUAUUUGCAGAGAGGAACGAUGUGGACCCAUUGGAUGCUCUGAUUGCCGAGCUUGAGCGCAUUGAGGGACAGCAGGCUCUUGAAGAGGAUGAGCCCAGCAAGCCCCCAACUCCACAACGCUUCGUGGCAUCAGGCGGCCUUGCUGGGUUCAACGUGGCUCAGGAUCUCCUCAAUAUCGAAUUCAGCCCGCCUGAAGAAGCACCAGAUGAGUUCCGGAGCAUGGAAUACGAUGCAGAGCGCAUCACAACACUCAGAUCUGGGGUCUCAGCCUUCAUAUUCUACUUAUUUACACGAGGCACCACUGUCAAUGUAGCUGGCAACAAGGCCCUAUUUUUGUACCAGCUUGUAGUUUUGGUGGCAGAGUGCCUUCAUUUCAUUUCUGAUGCUCUGAUUGGACUCUGGCAGGUACCAGAUGUCUCAUAUCUGAAGGAGCUCCUACCUUAUCUCAGUCUUGGUGGUGUGCGCAUGGUGCAUUCACCUUCAGCCUAUGAAAAUAUCGGCCAUGCUUCUGAUAUCUACGACCAGAUCCCUUCAGCAGACACCGAUCUAGAGAAUGGUCGGAGUGCACAUGUGUCAGGGCAGCCAAUCAAGGAGUCACAUCCGUCAGCUGCAACUGCUGGGCGCUCUCUACGGAACUCAUUUCUGGCGUUCCCCUGGACCAAUUUUGUGCUCACCCUGUGCUCACUUGCUGGAGCUCUUGUGGGUGCUUGGCUGCUGUUUGGUGCAUAUGGCACUAGCGAGACGGCAAAGUGUGGAGCAACAAUUGUUGACAUUCUGACAGCCAACCUGCCUUUGAUCUUGUCCAUACUGUGGUGCAUUUGCAACGCCCUCAUCUGUUCCAUACCACUGGUUCACUAUUUUAUCUACGAGAGCUUUGCGUCCAUACCGGAGCAGGGUAGCGUCCAGGGAAAGGACACCGAUUUUAGUGGUGCUCUUGAUGCUUCCAUGAGCUUUUACGCUGCACAGCGCUCCGGUGUUCUUGGCAGCCCGCACGUUUCAUGGCGAGGAGACUCGGGGCUCAAUGAUGUGCCCACAGGGGGCUUCUAUCUUGGCACAAAUAACCUGAAGCUCACCUUCCCUAUAGCAACAGCUGCCCUUCAGCUUGCAUGGGGAGUGGCCAGCCUGCCCAGCUCUGCAGCAGUAGAUGAUCAGGAGCCUGGAGCUGAUCUCAUGGGCCACACAGCUGCUGCGCUGGCAGCUACCUCAGCUGCAAUUUUGCGCAUGUCCACCACAGAUUCCAGGAGUUUCUCAGCCCAGGCUCUCUCAUCUGCAACAGAGCUGUAUGUCCUGGCUGCUGCCAAUGAGGGGCUCUACAGUAGCAACUUCAUCCCCAACCAGAAGCUAUUUAAUUCCACUAGCUAUUUGGACGACCUGAUGCUGGCUGCCAGCUGGCUAGGAUUGGUCACAGGCAGGGUUGCAUACCUGCGAGAUGCCGAGGCUUACUGGGAUCGCAUCUUCAGUGAUUCAAACAACAUUUCUUGGCAGAGCAUGGUGUCUGAUUGGGAUAAUGCAUGGUGGGCGAGCAACUUGCUUCUGUGGAAGCAGACAGGGAAACCGCGCUACAAGGCGCAAUUUGACAGCUUCUUCGACAAAUGGAUGCAUGGUGGCAACGGGGUUACCUUGACCCCGAAUGGAUUGGCACUUGCUGGCAGCAAAGGCCAGCUGGGCAAUGCUGGUAAUGCCGCACUGUUGGGACUGGUGUAUGGGCGCUACAGCGGCGGGGGUGAUGGACUCCUUCGAGCCUGCUGGGCUCGCCGGCAAGGACUCCUUCGAUGA